Messenger RNA from Triplophysa dalaica, 2181 nucleotides. It is a transcript of the gene slc7a10b, whose product is annotated as solute carrier family 7 member 10b. Lineage: Eukaryota; Metazoa; Chordata; Actinopteri; Cypriniformes; Nemacheilidae. Gene Ontology annotation, biological process: D-serine transmembrane transport; D-alanine transmembrane transport; amino acid transmembrane transport. The transcript is spliced from 11 exons. The record is from RefSeq and is a predicted model, not a curated record. Gene Ontology annotation, molecular function: neutral L-amino acid transmembrane transporter activity; L-amino acid transmembrane transporter activity. Bases 120 to 1697 code for a protein of 525 amino acids. Gene Ontology annotation, cellular component: membrane.
AGUUAACAUUCUAUCCCGUGCAGCGCGCGUUGCGGCGCCUGCGCGCUCUUUUCACUCCGUCUCAAUCGUUUGAGCGAGCUGAAGGGAGACAGAGCAGCUCUCUGUUCGCUGUUACUGAGAUGGAUGGAGAAGAGAGGAGAAGAUCAGAUGCUCAGAGGAGAAGAUCAGAUGCUCAGAGGAGCAUCAUGACAGAUAGCAACAUUACAGGAGACUUGCGCAUCCCUGAGCGCGUGACACUCAAGAAAGAGAUCGGACUGCUGAGCGCGUGCACAAUCAUCAUCGGGAACAUUAUUGGCUCAGGAAUCUUCAUCUCUCCUAAGGGGGUUCUGGAGCAUUCGGGUUCGGUUGGAUUGGCAUUGGUGGUGUGGAUGUUAGGUGGGGGUAUAGCGGCUCUGGGUUCCCUCUGCUACGCUGAACUAGGGGUCACCAUCCCUAAAUCUGGUGGAGACUAUUCCUAUGUCACAGAGAUCUUUGGUGGUCUUGUGGGGUUUCUGCUGUUAUGGAGUGCAGUACUGAUCAUGUAUCCCACCACCCUGGCAGUCAUAGCGCUCACUUUCUCCAACUACGUGCUGCAGCCUGUUUUCCCACACUGUGUUCCUCCAUACAUGGCUACACGCAUGCUCUCCGCCAUCUGCAUAUUGUUUUUGACCUGGGUGAACUGCUACAGCGUGCGUUUGGCCACUCGCAUCCAGGAUGUGUUUACUGUUGGAAAGCUUCUGGCUCUCGGUCUCAUCAUUACUGUUGGUCUGAUGCAGAUCUAUGGAGGCAAUUAUGAGAGCCUGACUCCACAGGUAGCGUUCAGGUUUGAUAAACCUCCGUCUAUAGGACAGAUCGCUCUGGCCUUUCUACACGCCUCCUUUGCCUUCAGUGGCUGGAACUUCCUAAACUAUGUUACAGAGGAACUGGUGGAUCCAAGAAGGAAUCUGCCACGAGCCAUAUACAUCUCUAUCCCUCUGGUGACCAUUGUGUACACUCUCACAAAUAUUGCAUACUUCUCGUCUAUGUCUCCCGAUGAGCUCCUCUCCUCCAAUGCAGUGGCUGUUACUUUCGGUGAGAAACUUCUUGGGAUGUUUUCCACUCUCAUGCCCAUCUCUGUGGCACUCUCAACUUUUGGGGGCAUCAAUGGUUACCUCUUCACCUCCUCCAGGUUAUGUUUUUCUGGAGCGAGGGAAGGACAUUUACCCAGUCUUCUGGCUAUGAUCCACUUUAAGCACUGCACACCGAUCCCUGCUCUUCUAGUCUGUUGCACUGCCACAAUCGUGAUCUUGUGCAUUGGAGAAACGCACAACCUUAUAAACUAUGUGUCUUUCAUCAACUACCUCUCUUAUGGAGUCACUAUUGCUGCCCUGCUCUAUUACAGAUGGAAGAAGCCAAACCUAUACAGGCCUAUCAAGGUGAAUGUGCUAGUUCCACUCUGUUACCUGCUCUUCUGGGCUCUGUUGCUGGGCUUCAGUCUACACUCGGAGCCGCUGGUGUGUGGAGUCGGGCUUGUCAUUAUGCUUACUGGAAUCCCUGUCUAUUUCCUGGGGGUUUACUGGAAAGAUAAACCAAAAUGCAUAUAUGACUUCAUAGAAUGGGCUACUUACCUGGGUCAAAGAGUAUUUUUCGUUGUUUUUCCACAAUUCGAUCCCAUUGAAGUCACACCAGAAUGGACUGACAAAACUUCCGCCACAAGCAAGGCUUCAGGACCUUUUUGAACUGUGUUAUUUUAAUUUGCCUGUAUUUUCACUUAAAAUGGCAUUGUAGCUGUAUAGUAAAAAAUGAAUUCAAAAGAAAACAGACUCAGUUAUUUCCGUAUGAAUCCUGUUUGCACAAGUGACAAUUUCUUGAUGUUUAUGUAGGCCUAGUGUAGUUUCAGUUAUUGUGGAUUUUAUCUUUAUGUGGCUUAAUUUUUAUAGGUUUCUUUUAGGACCAGAACAUGGGUCCUGUGCAAUUUUUGAUGUGUGUGUGUUGAUACCUGUACAAUAUCUCCUUUGUAUAAUACUAUGAGGUCUUGUCAACAACUUAACAAUUUUAGUACUAUACCUCACAAAUGUACAUACUUGUGUAAUGUUUUAACAAUCUUUUCACUAUUCACAAUUUUAGUCUGUAGCGUAAUGUUACAUAGAGGAAUUAUACUGCUGUCAUACUUCCAUAAAUUCUUGUUUAAUAUUCUUACAGAUUAAGAAGUUCCUAAAUGCA